Ostrea edulis (European flat oyster) is the source of this 1559-nucleotide messenger RNA. Its product is annotated as G-protein coupled receptor 83-like. The record is from RefSeq and is a predicted model, not a curated record. The coding region runs from base 302 to 1534 and encodes 410 amino acids. Gene Ontology annotation, cellular component: neuron projection; plasma membrane. Gene Ontology annotation, biological process: G protein-coupled receptor signaling pathway. Lineage: Eukaryota; Metazoa; Mollusca; Bivalvia; Ostreida; Ostreidae. The transcript has a single exon. Gene Ontology annotation, molecular function: neuropeptide Y receptor activity; neuropeptide binding.
UCAUACAAAUUACGCCCAUUUGUCUGGAUUCUACACAUACAAUGAUGAUCAACAGAUACCUAUUUGCACCUGUAUUGAUAUGAAGUGAAUAAUGUUUUCAAGACGUUUCUAUAAUCAUUUAUCAUUAUACAAUCAUGAAUCUUAGAUGACAUAGCGGAUGUAAGGUUACAGUUACUUAAUGAUAGUUUUCUUUACACAAGUACUAGUUUUCUUUUCUUUUCAGAUCGAACGUUGCCAUGAAAUGUGUUCCUGGAUAAAUUAGUUAUCAUCAUUCUGGUUUGGAGAAACUUAAAAGACAGGGAUGUCCGCUUUAGAAUUUGAAAUGGAUGACAUCGAAAAGAUUCUUAAUUCCAUGGACAAUGAAACAUUGCAUGACAUCUUUCCUGAUGAAUUUAAAAAUUCUACCAAUCUGGAAUAUUUUGACAGUGACCCAACAACCCAGGCCCUCCUUAUUUCGGUAUUCAGCCCUUUGGCUGUCAUGACAUUUAUAUGUAAUAUUAUUGUCUGUUUCGUCGUGGGGAAAAACAAGAAAAUGCGAACAGUGACCAAUGUCUUCAUUGUUAAUAUGUCCGUCUCGGAUUUAAUUUUGGUGUCUCUCAAUGUCUCGUUAAAUAUCGCCAGACAUCUCGCGCGGGAAUGGACACUGGGGAACUUGCUUUGCCAUAUGCUAAAUUUCUCUCUCAUGCUGUCCGUGUAUGUAUCUACUUUCACUUUGACUGCUAUCGCCCUAGACAGACACCAAGUGUUACUCUACCCUCUACAACCUAGAAUCACGAAAACGAUCAGCUACAUUAUCAUUUUCGCAAUAUGGUUUUUUUCAAUUCUGUUUGCCCUUCCAUAUGGAAUUUUUACCAAAGUGGCUGAAACCGAUUUCAUUUUAGCGAAAUUAAAACGAUGUACAACGGUUUUUCCUCAGCCUGCUGAUAGAUGGGAACAAGCGCUUACGAUAGCUACAGCUGUCUUGCAGUUCUUUUUGCCCGUGGUGGUGAUCACUAUAGCCUACACAAGGGUCAUUCAAAAAUUGUGGUUACGGACACAUCUGGGUGUUGUGACAGAGACACAAAGACGGAUGGAGAUUCAAAAAAAGAGGAAAUCGAUCAAGCUGUUGGUAGCUGUUGUUAUAGUGUUUACUGUGUGCUGGGCACCAAUUAAUUUUUAUCAUUUGCUGACUGAUCUUCAUCCGAAUAGGAUCACAUUCAAGUACGAUAGUGCGGCCUUCUUCGUGUGCCACUGGAUUGCAGUCUGCAGUUCCUGCAUUAAUCCUAUAUUGUACUGCUGGAUGAACCAGUCGUUUCGGAAAGAGAUAAGAAAGCACGUGACGUGUUUGAAAUGUACAAUUUCAAAACGGAAUUGUUCACAUGAAGUCGAUGAACUUUUCACAAGGGAAACACAUUUUCGAAACAGACAUGAACAAAGAUCUUUGUCAAACCCUCUUUUUUCCUCUUCUUCGUCUGAUUCGCGAAGAUCAGACAGGGAACUACCCAAGAAAUGUAAAUUUACAUGUAGAUGUACAUAUAAAUUGAGUAACGUUUGAAUUAAUAAAUGUAGUUGUCAGAUUU